Molecule: messenger RNA, 5298 nt
Organism: Topomyia yanbarensis
Lineage: Eukaryota; Metazoa; Arthropoda; Insecta; Diptera; Culicidae
Exons: 1
Coding region: 1-5298 (1765 amino acids)
Biological process (GO): DNA integration
Molecular function (GO): zinc ion binding; nucleic acid binding
Source: RefSeq, a predicted model, not a curated record
AUGGCGACCAAGACCGAAAAGAAGCUGUCAGAGUACGUGAUCCAGCGGAAAGGGAUCCUUGUAGUGCAGAAGGCAGUGGAGAAGUUUGCGGAGAAUUUCGAUUGCGAUCGGGAUGCCUGCCAAAUUCCAAUUCGCCUCGAUUCAUUGGACCGGAUCUACAAGGAGUUCCUGGAGGUACAAGGACAGAUCGAGUUGUACGAUAAGCCGGAGAUGUUGGAUACCCAUCUGGAAGAGAGAAUGGAUUUCGAGACGCGUUAUUGUACAGUGAAAGGAUUUCUGCUGUCCAAUCGUGCUACGGACCUCAACCCAACCAUGCUGAACAGCACAAUGGCGGCACCUGUUCAUGCUUCGUCCUCGUUCCAUCUACGAUUACCCAAGAUCGAUCUUCCCAAGUUUAACGGUGAUUUUUCGCGUUGGCUCGCAUUCCGUGACACGUAUACGUCGAUGAUCCACAGCAAUGCAGAUAUUCCGACGGUUGCGAAGCUGCAGUACUUGCUGCAGUCGCUGGAGGGAGAAGCCCGAAAACCAUUCGAGUCCGUAGACAUUGAAGCGGACAACUACGCAUCGACUUGGGAAGCAUUGCUAAAGCGGUACGACAACAAGCGGUUCCUGAAGCGUCAGCUCUUCCGUGCUCUGUACGACCUCCCACCGGUCAAACGAGAGAACCCUCCAGAAAUCCAAGGAUUGGCUGACGAUUUUCACCGGCAUGUGCGGGCUUUGGCAAAGUUAGGCGAGCCAGUCCAUUAUUGGGACACCCCAUUGGUCAACCUCCUUUCCUACAAGUUGGAUCCAACUACGCUACGUGCUUGGGAGGAAAAAACCAGCAAUAACGACGACGUUACCUAUGAUAUGCUGAUCGAGUUCCUCUACCAGCGUGCCCGAAUGCUGACGUCUGUCGUAACUGACCUACAGUAUCGGUCCCAACAACCGGUUAUAGCCAAGGUGGCCGGUCCGAUUCCAACCCCGAAGCCGUUCAAGGUGGCGUACAAGGCAGCUACCGUUGAACCGAACUACAGUGCUCCCUCGUGCCUCGCUUGUCCAGAGAAGCAUUUCCUCUUCCAAUGCCCUGCAUUUUCCGAGGUGUCCGUCCGCCAGCGCCGUGAGCUGGUUUCCCAAAAGCGCUUAUGCUGGAAUUGCUUCCGUACUGGACACCAAGCCCGGAACUGUACCUCCAAGUUCUCUUGCCGUUACUGUCACGAAAAACACCACUCCCUGCUGCACGAGUCAGAAUCGUCGAAGAUGCUAUCGACUCCUGUUAACGAGGAAGGUCAGCCGAUUCCCUCGACGUCCGCCCACGCUGACCCUUCAAGCUCGGCGAAAUCGAACAGCCAAGUAAGCUUAUCGGUUCAGGCUCAGCAUAGUACAGUUUUACUGGAAACUGUUUCCCUCUUCGUCGUAGGUCAGAAUGGCAAGAAGAUCCCCGCACGCGCACUUCUAGAUUCCGGAUCCAUGUGUAACUUCAUCACCAAGAAGCUUGCAAAUUCCCUGAACCUUCAUCGCACCAAGGUGGAUAUCGCAGUAGCUGGUAUAGGAGAAUCCACCAAGCAGAUUAAGUGCCAAUUAACUGCUAUGAUCGAGUCGAAGUCGACACCGUACUCCACCAAGCUUGAGUUCCUGAUCCUCAAGAGACCGACGGUCAACCUUCCGACCGUUCCGAUCGACAUUUCCGCGUGGAAUCUUCCCAAGUUGUCGUUGGCAGACCCCAGAUUCCACAUCCCAUCCGACAUUGACAUGGUUGUCGGUGGUGAAGCGUAUCAUGAGCUGCAUCCUGGCAGCAAGCGUUCCCUGGGAGAGGGACUACCGUUGCUAAUAGAGACGGUGUUUGGAUGGACUGUUUCCGGGAAGAUAUCCAUCAAUCAUCCCACCAUUCCCCGCAUCUGCCAUCUAACCACUGUCGAUCGAAGCUUAGAACAAGCGUUGCAGAAGUUCUGGGAGCUAGAAGCUGUUGAGCCGUGUUCUGUGUAUUCCGUAGAAGAAAAACAGUGUGAAGAACUUUACGCUACUACCACCACUCGCGAUUCGUCCGGUCGUUAUCUCGUUCGUUUGCCACUCACCCGUGAUCCGCUAGUCAACCUCGGCGAAUCCAGAGCCAUCGCCGAACGUCGGUUUCUGAGCCUUGAGAAGCGACUAGAGCAGGAUCCACCCACCAAGGAUGCAUACUGCAAGUUCAUGGACGAAUACGAACGAAUGGCGCACAUGAAGAAGCUCGUCGAUCCAGUAGACGAUGUGAACCCGCACUGCUACCUCCCGCACCAUCCUGUGUUCAAGGAAUCCAGCACAACCACGAAGGUCCGAGUUGUUUUCGACGCGUCGUGUAAAACAUCGUCAGGAUUUUCCGUCAACGAUAAGCAGCUCGUUGGUCCUGUCGUCCAGGAGGACCUGCUGUCUAUCGUCAUGAGGUUCCGCACACACCCGAUCGCCAUCGUAGCCGACAUCGAGAAGAUGUACCGACAGAUUCAGCUGCAUCCCGAGGACCGACCGCUUCAACGCAUUCUCUGGCGUUCCAACCGCGACGAUCCGCUCAUAUCGUACGAGCUCCAAACCGUUACGUACGGUUUUGCAUCCGCGCCAUUCCUGGCAACUCGCACCCUCCUACAAGUUGCACAGGACGAAGGCGACAAGUACCCCGCCUCCGUAGAUGCUGUGAAGCAGGAUUUUUACGUCGAUGACUUUUUAUCGGGAGCUGACGAUGUCCAAUCCGCAAUCCGCCUUCGCCAAGAAGUUUCCACCAUGCUUACGUCAGCUGGCCUUCCGUUAAAGAAGUGGGCAUCCAAUUCCUCCGAAGUCCUUGCGCAAGUCCCGCAAGAAGAUCUCGCUCUACUACCACUGCAUGAUCUCCAGGACGAACAAUCCAUAUCCACCUUAGGACUCGUUUGGGAGCCGAAGUCCGAUACGAUGCGCUUCAAGGUCCAGUUGCCGUUACCAGCACCCGUCCUGACCAAAAGGAAGGUCAUGUCCUACAUUGCGCAGAUCUUCGACCCACUAGGGCUAGUUGGCCCGACAAUCACCGUAGCGAAGCUGUUCAUGCAGCGCCUGUGGGCAUUGAAGACCGACGCAGGAGAUUCAUACGAGUGGGAUCGUCCGCUGCCUCCGCGUCUACAAGGCGAAUGGAAGGAGUUCCAUGGUACGCUAGAUGCAAUCUCCAAAAUCCGCAUUCCCAGAUUCGUGUCGCAGAUCAAGACCGAAACCAUCCAGCUCCACUUUUUCUCCGAUGCUUCAGAGAAGGCAUAUGGUGCAUGCUGCUACGUCCGUUCUGAGUCAGCUGCAGGGAUUCGUGUUCAGCUGCUAACGUCAAAAUCAAAGGUCGCACCGUUAGCCACCUGCCAAUCGAUUGCGCGCCUAGAGUUGUGUGCCGCUGUGUUGUCGGUUAGCCUAUAUGAGAAGGUGAUGAAGUCCCUUAAGACAUCGUGCGAAGUGUUCUUCUGGGUUGAUUCGACGAUAGUCCUCUACUGGCUACAAUCGUGCCCGUCGCGCUGGAAAACGUUCGUGGCAAACCGAGUGUCCACAGUCCAAUCCUCUACCGCAUCUUGUUCCUGGCAGCACGUUCCCGGAGAAUCCAACCCAGCAGACCUUAUAUCACGAGGUGUCAAUCCAACCGAUAUCGUGAACCUCGAGUUUUGGUGGAUAGGACCGCAAUGGUUAGGGGUUUUGCCACACCAUUGGCCACGCACUGUGCUGCCAGCGUUCGAUUUAUCCACAAUGCCAGAGAGCAAAAGCAAUGUCGCCGUGAUGUCGGUAACGGUAGCCGAACCAUCGUUUUCCGCUCGACUGUUCAGUCGCUACUCCAGCUUUACAAAGCUACGACGUUCCAUCGCGUAUUGGAUGCGAUAUUUCCGCUCUCUACGAGUUGCCGUGCAGAAAACCAAGCCAGAGCCGUUUGACUCGCUUUCAACGGCCGAUCUACGCGAGGCUGAUUUAGCCUUGUGUCGCGUAGCCCAACGGGAGAUGUUCUCCAAGGAGCUCUCUAAAAUAACCAGACGUGAACCCCUUCCCGCAUCGUUAAAGUGGUUGAAACCGACGAUGUAUAAAGAUGGCGUUAUUCGAGUCGGUGGGAGACUCAAAUACGCCGUAGUUUCGGAAGAAAUGAAGCACCCGAUAAUGCUGCUUGCGAAGCAUCCGCUGUCCGUGUUGUUGACCGAGUACUACCACAGCAAUCUGCUACAUGCAGGACCACAACUGACGCUAACUACACUGCGUCAGAAGUACUGGGUGAUUGGAGGACGCGACCUCGUUCGCCGCACGUACCAUCAGUGCCACACGUGUUUUCGCAGCAAGCCCCGUUUGAUCCAGCAAACCGUAGCAGACCUGCCGUCCUCGCGAGUCUCGCCAACUAGACCGUUCUCCGUAUGCGGUGUAGACUAUUGUGGACCUGUCUACAUUAAAUCGCUGAUACGCAACCGUGCACCUACGAAGGCAUACAUCGCAAUCUUCGUGUGUUUCUCCACCCGCGCUGUCCACAUCGAACUGGUUUCUGACCUAUCCACGCCAGCCUUUCUGGCUGCCCUCCGCCGUUUCGUCGCCCGCAGAGGAAGAAUGAGGGAGAUCCAUAGCGACAACGGCACCGCAUUCAAGGGAGCGUCCAAUGCACUCAACCGAAUCCACCACAUGCUAAAGUCCGAUCAGGGUGGACGAAAGCAGAUCCUCGACUGGUGUUCCGAGAAUGAGAUCAUGUGGCGAUUCAUUCCACCUCGCGCUCCGCACUUCGGCGGUCUGUGGGAAGCAGCCGUCAAGUCAGCAAAGCACCAUCUGCUUCGUGAGAUCGGCAGUGUGAAUGUCAGCUACGAGGACAUGAUAACCAUACUCGCCCAGAUCGAGAUGUGUCUAAACUCCAGACCUCUCACUGCCAUACCGUCCGAUCCGUCAGACCUGGAAGCUCUGACCCCAGGCCAUUUCCUGGUAGGAACCAGCCUACUAGCCGUUCCAGAACCGUCGCUGUGCGAUGUACCGGACAAUCGACUGUCGCAUUGGCAGCUCACCCAGAAGCGUGUCCAAAGGAUUUGGGCAAGGUGGUAUCCCGAGUACCUUCAGCAGCUGCAGUCACGAGCCACGAAGCAGCACCCCACAGUCACCAUUGAACCCGGACGAGUUGUGGUGAUCAAGGACGAAUGUCUGCCGCCAACCCAAUGGCCACUUGGAAAAAUCACCCAGGUGCACCCGAACAAGGAUGGAGUCGUUCGCGUCGUCACUCUGAAAACAGCCACGUCCGAUUCAGUUGUCCGCGCAGUCGUCAAACUGGCCUUGCUUCCGACACCGGAAACGCAGUCCACACCGUCAGAUCCCAGUUCAGACGAUGAAUAG